AUGCGGUCAAUCACUGCUGUCAUCGCCUUCAUGGCAAUGGCUCUCCUCUGCACCUUUGGUAUUGCUGCACCCCAGUCCAAGCCACUUCGAGACAUCUCCACCAACCCGUUUGACUCCAGCAAUGGUCGCCUUCUCGACACCAGUCCCGACAAUUCUACAACCAAUGGAACAGCCAGCAUCCAUACGCAGACGUGCUACAACUAUGUCACAAGUGAGAAGUGGCAGGAUAUGGGUGACUCUGCAUACGUCAACCAGGCUAUCUACGAUCUCUGCAACUCAAUUGCGAUUGAGGCUUUCAAGGGGCUCUCCAAGGGCAAGACUAUAAAGCGCUGCAAGGAGAUCGACGCGGGAACCAAUAACAGGGACUACCACCGCAGCAUCGGCGUGUCUCUCAAGUACAAGGGCCCAUCUCAAGCGUUCAAGGCAAUCACUGCGGGAUACUGCAACGACCUGAUGGAUCACCCAAAGUCGUGUCCCGCGGGUGGAGAUGAUGACAACGUUCGGGUGCCCAACCCUACCUUGCCACCACCAGACAUCGCCGAUGGAUGGCAGGUCAAGGGAGACCCGAAUCGUGGAAGCUGUCGGGAAAACGGGUACUAG
Diaporthe amygdali is the source of this 600-nucleotide messenger RNA. RefSeq lists its product as uncharacterized. The coding region runs from base 1 to 600 and encodes 199 amino acids. The record is from RefSeq and is a predicted model, not a curated record. The transcript is spliced from 2 exons. Lineage: Eukaryota; Fungi; Ascomycota; Sordariomycetes; Diaporthales; Diaporthaceae.